Molecule: messenger RNA, 1341 nt
Organism: Purpureocillium lilacinum
Lineage: Eukaryota; Fungi; Ascomycota; Sordariomycetes; Hypocreales; Ophiocordycipitaceae
Source: RefSeq, a predicted model, not a curated record
AUGGCUCAUCACGGCCACCCGCACGGCCACAGCAACCACCACCACCACCAUCACCAUGGCGGCGGCGGCAGCAGCAGCGCCGGUGGUGGCCCGCGGCUGCUGGCCGGCCCCAACCUCGACGCCUUUGGCGCCAUCAUCGCCGGCGACCGCAUGCCCAAGGGCGAGAUCAACGUCGAGACGCGCGCGGCUAUCAUCGCUGCCGUCCAGGCCGGCGAGAAGAAGAAGAGCAUCGCCCGCCGCUUCGGCAUCUCCAACGCCUCCAUCAACCGUACCCUCGACCGCUUCGAGAAGACGGGCCAGCUGACAUCGCGGCCCCGCCCCGGCCGGCCCCGGUCCAAGCCCGCUCCCUCUCGGCCCACGGACCCUACGGCGCGGCGGCGUUCCGGGCCCCCGCGCUCCCUCAACCUGCCCCGGGUCCUCGUCGGCCCUCCGGUCCACGCCAACCCCGCCGCUCCGGCCACCUUUCUCUCGCCCCAGCAGGACCGCUCCCUGACCCGCCUCCUCGCCACCAUGACCGUCACCCUGCACCCGACCACGUACGUCUACUGCAGCUUCACCGACCCCUCCCGCCUGCCGCCCAUGCCGCAGAUCCAGCUGUUCUUCCAGGAGCCCGGCGGCAUCACCAUCGUCACCAGCAUGGGCUACGCCCGCGCCCACAACCUGCCCUACCUGUCCCCCUGCAAGAUGCUCACCCUCGCCGUUACCGCGGAACUGUCCGCCUUGGGGCUCAUGCCCAUGGUCGAGGCCCGCCUCGCCGCCGCCGGCAUGUGCGCCAACACGGUGAGUGGCUACUUGCGCGACCACCUCUUUGUUCCCGUCGGCAGGGAACACGAGGCCGUGCGUAUCCUGACGGCCAUGGCGGAGGAGAAGCGGCGCGAGGCGUCGAUUGUCGAGGGCCAGUUCCCGCCGGUACCGGUUUACGUGCCUCCGGCGAGCACAACGCCUGAAGGCAGUGUCCCUCCAGCGAGCGCAGAUGUGCCUCCGAUUUCCGGUUUUUUGAGGGCCAGGAUCGGGGGCAGUGAAACCCCGUCCUUUGACAAGGACGCAGACUCCGACGACUCUCAUGCCAUGAGCGAGCCCUUGACUGUGGAAGAAUCGUCUGACGAAGCGGACCCUAUCCCGAGCGGCCCCGAGGUGGACGCCGACGAGGCAGCCGCUGAAAGCCAGGUCCUGGCCGAGACGCGUGCUGCGGCGGCGACACAGGCACUGGAGGAGCAGGAGCAAAAUGCGGCUAGGAGCCCUUCGCUCGGCGCCGGUAGUCGGAGUGAGGCUGGCGAGGACAGCGUCUCGGAACCGCUUGAGGCUUUAAGGAACGCCGCCAUGCAACUGGACCACUCAUGA